UGGUGGAAAACACUGCCCUGCCUGAAGGAAGAGAGCCUCAUGAAUGCUGUAGAAGCCGUUGGAUGUCCGGCCAUGCUGGGAGGUUCGGGAAGCUCUUUGGUCGGGAAACACUGCCCUAAUCUAACUCAUGAAUGCUGUGAAAACUCAUAGGAAUAUCACUGUUGUUAUGGUGACUUUCUAAACUUCUCAGCAACAACAACCACCCAUUGAAAUGCAGCGUGACGUCACGCAGCCGCAUGACACAGUGCAUUCCCAUUUUCCUAUUGGCCCGUUUCCCGGCAGCAGCUGACCAAUCAGAAGUGGAGAUUGGAUGUGGGCGCCAGAGAUCAAGAACGACCGAGUGCUGGGUGACCCGAGGCUACGGAAGGGAGACACAGAGCUCAUAACUUCAGCGCCGCUCAUGUGGUCGCCAUGCUACUCGGGAAGGUAACGCUUUGGUACUUCCGCAGUCGUGUCCCGGCCUUCACCGUGGGAAACGGAAAUCGGAAAAAGUAUAUGCAACUUUUCCAGAUGAGUUAGAUCAUAGUGGCAAAAAAUCCUCAUCAAAGACUACCUUGAUGCCCCAGUCCCUCAGUAAAUCAUGGGUGCGGUGUGCUGAAGGAUUUGAUGGAUGUCAGACUGAAAAACCAUCCAGAUCAUCUGGGAGGAAAUUGCAAAAUGUUCAACUUUUAGCACACUCAAUCGUGAAUGAUGAUGAUAAAACAGAUGAAAGUCUGAAAGAUCCAGCUGAUAUAGUUUGGAGUUCAAGUGAUGAUGACCAGUCAAAUGAUGGCAACAAGAAGACAGAAUCUCAACUUGUUAUUGCAGAUAUGUCUCCACAAAGCACAAGCGGAUCACAAGAAAUAAAUUUGUCUUUUUCGAAUAUCAGAUCAAGUGGAGCUGGUGAUAACCCUCAGAUUACCGACUGGCAGGAUGACAGUGACUUGGAGUGUGGUCAUGAAGAGGGAAGUGCAUCUGAAGAGGCUAAGAGAGAAGUAGAGAUCUCAGACUCUGAGUCAGUGUCCAGUGACGUGUUUGCAUCCGAGAGACAGAGUGAUGUAGAAGAUUUGAAAGCUGUGGCUAUUAUUGAAUAUUCUUCUGAUGAUCCACCCGAUGAACAUACUGUUUCAGCUGCCAGGAUGGAUGUGUCAAUAAGUGAAGAAAAUACUAUGAACUCUAGAGGGAAAUCAGCAAGUGACUGGUUGAAAAAUGCACAGGUUCUACUCCAAACUCCAGAAAAGAAAGCAGAUGUAAACUUUAAGACUCCAGAAGACUCUGCCAAGAAGAAAAAACGUUUCCUUAGGGGAGGUCUAGCUGAGAGGCUGAAUCGUUUGCAUAACAGAGAGAGAUCUGCCAUUACUUUUUGGAGGCAUCAACGAGAAUCUGAUUGCAAAAUACCUUUAGGUGAUAAAUCAGGAACACUCAUUUUAAAUAUAUCAGAGGUGCAUGAAGAGUGCUCUAUGCUGGUUGCACUCUGUGAGCAAUUGACAGAUAUUCAGAUUGAUGGUAAUACUGGUAACACUAAGGAUAUAACAAAGCUGAAAGCUCUGUUCAGUAGACAAACGGCUGCUCAACUCAGACUGGAACCAAAUGACACCAUCUAUAUCUAUCCACCCUGGCAAAAACUUAAUUACCAGAACACAUCAAUUAUUAUAAACACACAUUUUAGUCAGAAGAUUAUGAUAAACCCUACAAAGGGCAUAGAAAAUAAAACAGACUGUCCUACCAUGAUGACUGUGAAAAAAAAGAUGAUACCUUUAUCCUUAACUUUAAAAGUGGACCUUGGCAAUCUUGGUAUUUGUUCAGACAAGCUACAGCUUUCAGGUAUCGGCAGCCAUACCCAAAGUCCUGUCAGUAUCCAAGACAAGGAAUUUAAAUCAAGCAUCACUGUAAAUGAUUCUCUUCUGGAUCUAGUGGAAACCCAGGGGGCCGCAGGUUGGAAAGAUGCCUACAUACAUGUGGUUGUUCAACGUGUAUAUCAUCUUACAUCUAAGGAUGUACCAUGUUCUCUUCUGCAGACAAAAAACAUUUUCACUAAUACUGAUCCUUCUGCAAACUCACAUUACAGGAUGGGUUUUCUCAUCCAAGAUGCUUAUGGAAUAUUCAGUGAGCUCCAAGUUCAUUUUGCAAGCACACCUAUUGAUGACAUGAAGGAAUACUGCCAAACAUUGGAAGGCAAAGCAUGCUGUCUCUUGGGAAUAAAGGUCUUGCAGAGAAUCACACGUGGAAGGGCUCCAGGCCUCUUCAGUCUUAUUGAUAGUCUGUGGCCUCCCCCGAUACCCAUAAAAAUCCAUGGACAGAGUCAAGAACAAGCACAGGUACCGGGUAACCUUCCUACUCCCAGUUUCUGUUAUGUUCUUGCUAUUCAUCAUGAGAAGGGCGGUGACAAUAUAAAGCAAACAAAUGCUAUUGCUGAUCUGUACCUACCAACUGUAAUUCACAAUCUUAAAGAAAUCCUUCAGAUGACCGCUUUGAGCCAGCGAUGCAGCUUUUGGGCAACAGUGAUAUAUGUUAAGCCUGAGAUACAAAGUAACCUUCCAAGACAGAAAGAGUUAUGGUUGUAUGUGACUGACACUACUCUUCAGGUGGCACCUGAGCCCUUUAGAAACCCUAGAGCUCUUGCGGUUUGCGUAUUGCCUUCUUGUACAUUGGACAAGACACUACAAGAAAUAUUUUCUAAGAAGUUACUUUGCAGCAUAUUUUUUAAGGAUGCAGUCAUAGAAAAUGGCGGCAUAAUUUGUGUUGAACGCACAGUUCUCUUAUUACAAAAGCCCCUUUUAUCCUGCACUUCUGGCAUCACUGAGCUGACUGGCCCUGUCAGACUAGAUGAACUGGAUUCUUCAACUGAGGCAAAUACACUGUGCACCAUGAAAGGUAUAGUUACUGGGGUGAAUGAGAAAGAAUCAUAUUCUUGGCCAGUAUGUAACCUUUGUGGAAGCAAUAAACUGCGACCAUUGACCCAAAAACGAGGCCACUUUCACUGCUGUCAGUGCAAUUCAGAUGUAAGCUCUCCAGUUAUCAGGAUGCAGCUGGAAGUAUUUCUACAAUGUCACAAAAGGCCACAAAGUAAAGUGAGAUUAAAGCUCCGUGAAGAGACCAUUUCUUCUGUUUUAGGGUCUUGCUCCAGUGAAGAUGGGCGCUAUGAGGUGAGUGCUGUCCUGGGCAAAGAGCUGGGCCUGGUUCACUGCUACGUCCAGUCUGUGUCCAGCAUGGUGAGCCUGGAGGAGAUCAGUCUUCUGCAACAUCAAUGACAAGUGGACCUUACCUGUCUUGGACUAGAAGAGACCCUCAUUUUAUGAAUGUAAAUAAAAGUCAUUUUCCAAUAUCAUUGCUUUAUGAUUGGUUUUGUUCUCCAGCUUGCUCCUUAAAAAAGCUGCUAUCCCUUUCUUAUUGAUAAAAUACAAAUUUCAACUCAGGGCUUUAAGGGGGUACUCUGGUGGAAAACUAUUUUUUUUUAUGAACUGGUGCCAGAAAGUUAAACAGAUUUGUAAAUUACUUGUAUUUAAAAAUAUUAACCCUUUCAGUACCAUUAGCAGGUGUAUACUACAGAGAAAAUUCUAUUAUUUUGAGCCCACAGUGCUCUCUGCUGACACCUCUGUCCAUGUUAGAAACUGU
This is a messenger RNA of Hyla sarda, 3594 nucleotides long. It is a transcript of the gene SPIDR, whose product is annotated as scaffold protein involved in DNA repair. Bases 558 to 3230 code for a protein of 890 amino acids. Gene Ontology annotation, biological process: double-strand break repair via homologous recombination; regulation of establishment of protein localization to chromosome. NCBI's taxonomy places the organism in Eukaryota, Metazoa, Chordata, Amphibia, Anura, Hylidae. The record is from RefSeq and is a predicted model, not a curated record. The transcript is spliced from 20 exons. Gene Ontology annotation, cellular component: nucleoplasm; nuclear chromosome.